Molecule: messenger RNA, 1260 nt
Organism: Kwoniella shivajii
Lineage: Eukaryota; Fungi; Basidiomycota; Tremellomycetes; Tremellales; Cryptococcaceae
Product: polynucleotide kinase 3'-phosphatase
Exons: 7
Coding region: 1-1260 (419 amino acids)
Biological process (GO): DNA repair
Molecular function (GO): ATP-dependent polydeoxyribonucleotide 5'-hydroxyl-kinase activity; double-stranded DNA binding; polynucleotide 3'-phosphatase activity
Source: RefSeq, a predicted model, not a curated record
AUGCCUCCUGUCAAGAGAUCCUCCGAGGGACUGAUCGCUCCUCCCCCAGCGAAGAAAGGCGAUUUUCAAUCUUCACCACCUACUCUCAUCCAUUUCACUCAUCUUGAUCCUUUCGCUGCCUCUUCCUCCUCAUCAUCCUCAAGUGGUAGUAAAAAGAUUGCAGUGUCAUUCUACGAUCUCGACGGGACUCUAAUCAAACCUCGUUCGGGGGCCCAAUUUCCGAAAAGUAGAGAUGAUUGGAUGUGGUGGCACCCUUCUGUUCCCGAGAGAUUAAAAAAGGAACACGAUGAAGGACGACAUCUGAUAGUGAUAUCCAAUCAAGGUGAUCCGAGAGAAAAGAUAAGGCAGGAAUGGAAAGCGAAAUUAUCUUUGAUAGCUACGAAAAUACCUAAAGAUAUUCCUGUGCGGAUCUUAGCAGCCUUAUCCAAAUCAGAUGGGUAUAGGAAACCUAAUAUAGGAAUGUAUGAAGUGGUAGAGAGAAUCUACAAAGAAAGAGGGCUGGAAAUAGAUCUCGAACAUUCAGUUUUCGUGGGCGAUGCAGCUGGCAGAGCUGCAAAAGGAUCGCAAGGGAAAGAUCAUGGUGACACAGAUUACAAAUUCGCUUUGAAUGUUGGAUUGAAAUUCGUUACUCCAGAAGAGCAUUUCCUCGGACAUGCUAGACCACGAUUUCCAGAACCUCCAAUCGGUUUCUUACCUUCAAAAUUAGGUUCUCUCGCAUCUCUUCCUCAUAUCGUCCCGUCGCAUACUCCGAUCACUCGUCCGUCGUUAGAGAUAGUUCUUUUCGUAGGUCCUCCAGCAUCUGGCAAAUCCUCUUUUUUCAGAAAACAUUUCCCUCCUGAAGGAUAUGAACAUAUCAAUCAAGAUUUACUUGGCACGAGAGAUAGAUGUUUGAGAAUCGCAGAAACGUUCUUGGCGGAAGGGAAAAAGGUCGUCAUCGAUAAUACUAAUAGAAAUAGAGAAACUAGAGCACAUUGGAUAAGAUUAGCUAUCAGGUUGAAGAUCCCCAUAAGAGUCUUUCACUUCCUAUGUCCACUUGAACUUGCCAAACAUAACAAUGUCUACAGAGCAUGCUAUGGUCCAACAAACGAACCUACACGAACCCUCUUACCUAUUUCAGCGUUCAGUUCAUACGCUGUAGCAUUCGAAAAACCUUCGAUCGAUGAAGGGUUUGACGAGAUACGAGGAGUCAAUUUCCAUUUCGAGGGAACAGAUGAUCAGAGAAGGAAAUGGGAUAUGUAUAUGUUGGAACCUAAAAGAUGA